This is a messenger RNA of Brachypodium distachyon (stiff brome), 2440 nucleotides long. Its product is annotated as protein DETOXIFICATION 49. The record is from RefSeq and is a predicted model, not a curated record. Gene Ontology annotation, biological process: xenobiotic detoxification by transmembrane export across the plasma membrane. Gene Ontology annotation, cellular component: membrane. Gene Ontology annotation, molecular function: xenobiotic transmembrane transporter activity; antiporter activity. The coding region runs from base 435 to 2123 and encodes 562 amino acids. The transcript has a single exon. Lineage: Eukaryota; Viridiplantae; Streptophyta; Magnoliopsida; Poales; Poaceae.
AGCUCAACCGAUCCUUCACCUCGUUAAUUGCAGCAUAACCAUUUUUGGUCCUUUAAGGCAAAGCAGCUAGCUGCACGUACGUACGGAUGCUCGCCGAGGCUCCGGCCAAAUUAGGCUAAGCGCCGCACGAUACAACAACGCCCCGUGCGCGCGCGUCGAUCUUUGCAGGCCGGCCAGGACCGGCACCUACGCGGCGGCGACCUCGCUGCAAGACGACGAGGCGCUCCGCUCUAAACUAAUCCAUCCCAUGCACUAGAGGUUGCUUUGAUUUGAUCUCCCUUCUCUUUUGCGCGCGUGGCUUGAUCCUAUCCAUCUUCCCUAUAAAUUUACCGGCUUUGCUAGGGUUUUGAGCCCCCCCUCUCCUCUUCCGGUUUCCCUCCAAAAUUAAGCCUAGCUGCACGCGCACGUCGUGAGCUAAUUGGCUUAGCGUCAUCAUGUGUGAGGGGCUCAUCGACCGGCCCUUGCUAUCGUGCCGGUGCAAUGCCAAGGAUGGCGGCGGCGGUGUGGCUGUGGCUCCGGGCAACGAUGUCGCCAAAGUUGUUUUGUCCAAGCCGGCUGCGGCGGCGCCGGUCUUGGCGGACAGGCCAUCGUCGUUGACCAAGGCCACGGCGUCGAAGGAGGCGGCGUCGAUCCUGGGUCUCUCAUUGCCAAUGAUCAUGACGGGGCUCAUCCUGUACGUCCGGCCCAUGAUCUCCAUGCUCUUCCUGGGCCGCCUCGGCGACCUGGCCCUCGCCGGCGGGUCGCUGGCCAUGGGCUUUGCCAACAUCACGGGCUACUCGGUGCUCUCGGGGCUGGCCGCCGGCAUGGAGCCCGUGUGCGGGCAGGCCGUGGGCGCCAAGAACCUGCCCCUCGUGGGCGCCACCGCGCGGCGGAUGGUGCUCCUCCUCCUCGCGGCCUCGCUCCCCGUGGGCUUCCUCUGGGCCCAGAUGGAGUCGCUCCUCCUGCUCUGCGGCCAGGACGCGUCCGUCUCCGCCAUGGCCCAGCGCUACGUGCUCUUCUCCCUCCCCGACCUCUUCUUCCAGUGCUUCCUCCACCCGCUCCGCCUCUACCUCCGCGCCCAGUCCAUCAACCUCCCGCUCACCAUUUCCGCCACGCUGGCAGUCGCCGUCCACCUCCCCAUCAACUACCUCUUCGUGACUGUUCUGGGCCUCGGCGUCGAGGGCGUAGCCUUGGCCGCUGCGUUGACGAACCUCAAUCUGGUUCUCUUCCUCCUCGCCUACGUCUACGUCUCCGGCGUGCACCACGCCACGGGAGGCUUAUUCGGCUUCUCCUCGGUUUCCGGCUUCUUCGAGGACGUGGCCGGGUGGGCGCGUCUGGCGAGGCUGGCGGUGGAGAGCUGCGCGAGCGUGUGCCUGGAGUGGUGGUGGUACGAGAUCAUGGUGCUCCUCUGCGGCCUCCUGGCGAACCCGGAGGCCACCGUGGCGUCCAUGGGGGUGCUCAUCCAGACCACCUCACUGCUCUACAUCUUCCCGUCCUCGCUCGGCUACGGCGUCUCCACACGCGUCAGCAACGAGCUGGGCGCGAACAGGCCGCGCUCGGCGCGCGCCGCGGCGCGCGCGGGGCUCGCCCUGGCCGCGCUCCAGGGCGUGGUGUCCUGCAUGUUCGCCGUGGCCGUGCGCGGGGUGUGGGCGCGCAUGUUCACGUCGGACGCGGCCAUCCUGGCACUCACGGCGUCGGUGCUCCCCGUGCUCGGGAUGUGCGAGCUGGGGAACUGCCCGCAGACCGUGGGCUGCGGGGUGCUCCGCGGGAGCGCGCGGCCCAGUGCCGGGGCCCGGAUCAACCUCGGCGCGUUCUACGGCGUCGGGAUGCCCGUGGCCCUCGGGCUCGCCUUCUGGGCCGGCAUGGGCUUCGGGGGCCUCUGGCUCGGCCUCCUAGCCGCGCAGGCGGCCUGCGUCGCCGUGAUGCUCGUCGUGGUGGGCCGCACCGACUGGGACAGGCAGGCCCAGCUCGCGCAGGUGCUCGCCGGAGUCGCGGCCGACGACGACGUCGAGAGCGGCGGUGGCGGCGGAUGUGUGAAAGGAAACGUCGACGGUGGGAAAGAGGUCAAUGUUGCGGCGCCUCAUGGCGAUGAGGACUCCAGCUUGCUCGUCACUGUGGUAGGGCUGACCGGAGACAUGCCUUGACAACGACGGCCGUCGGCGUAGGGAUCACGGUAAGUAGACUGUGUAGCUAGAAGCCUAGAAGAUGUCAGACGGCAAAAUGUCCCAUCUGAACAUUUUUUGCGGGGGGUUCAUAUUUAUGAUUCAUGUGUGUACACUAUUUUUUUCUUCUUCUUUUGAAAGAGUGUGUGUACGUAUGUGUAGUGACUAGUGAGCGAGAGGUGACGACGUUAUUAGGGGAAAAACACCUGAAGCUUUGAGGUGGAAGAGUUGGGUGUUUUCUGUAAUUACGUGAUGUUAAUUACGGAGUACUCCCUCAGUUCCAUAAUUCUUGUCUCAAA